AUCAGCUGCUGUUUGGAGGCCGCUGCAGAAGUGUGCUGGUGCCACAGAAUUGUGUUGCCUGAGUGUUUCACUUUGCCCCUUUCUCUCGAUACUGAAUUGAUCAGAGUGUCCAGUGCCUACAGUUUCUGUCCUCAGUGUUUUUUUCCCUGCGACCGUAUUCCCCGGCGCUUCUUCUUUCCUGGAGCCCGACAAAAGCAGAAAACAUGAAGACGCCACCGUUUUUCUUGAUGACCAUCUUUGUGAGCUGCAUGGUCCGCAAGAGCCUUUGCCUAACCGUUUGCAGCAAACUGGUGGCACUUGAGUGGCACCUGGACCAGAUCCUCGUCCAAAUGAACUUGACACUCAUGGAGAACACGUGCGGCACCACUGAAGACUGUUGGGGUUCCCAUGGCGGAGAUGACCUUCGUGCACCAUUUAACUUCCCACAGAUUUGCCCACUUCAGUUGCAGCAUGGCGACAAACUGGUUCUCGUCACCGAUGAGACACUGACGUCAUACGGCGUCAGCCUUCUCAACGUGUCGAAAGACGAUUUUGAGAGUUGUUCUGCCGACAGGCUAGCAAGAGACCAGUUCGUUUUUCCUUGGCGCAUAAACACAAGAGAAGAAGUGGAGAGCAAGUGGCUCAAGCCGGGCCAUCACUACUUCAUUGCUCUGCAUGACAAAAACACUCAGCUGUGUAAACACGGCUUGAGGCUCAACGUGCUGGUCAAGACACAACUAUGCCAGGCCUCCCCUCUGGUCCCACUUUGUUCUGGGAGGGGUAUCUGUCAAACAGACAACUGGGAACCGACUUACUCGUGCCGAUGUCACCACCGCUACUCCGGGAGGUUUUGUGAAAAAUUUGACCCUUGUUUGGACAGUCCUUGUAAAAACAAAGGGGUGUGCUUGAGUAGCGGCUCUGCGGAAUCGAACCACAGGACGUAUAAAUGUCUGUGUCCUCCACAUUUUACUGGGACAACCUGCACGGAAUUCAUUGGGAAGGAAAAUUGUGACAGAUUAUGUACAAACGGGACAUGCGUUCAAGUGUCAUCCGGCUCCUUCACAUGCAUCUGUGGUGCAGAAUUCUCAGACCCGCCUUGUGAGAGAAAAACAACUUGUGAUCCAAAUCCAUGCAGAAAUGGAGGCAUAUGUGAGGAGACUCCCGCAGGUCCUGUGUGUCAUUGUCCUGAAAGCUUCAAGGGCCUCUACUGCGACUCUGCAUUUGCCGGUGAUUGCAUGUCAAACGCAUGUCAGCAAGAUCAAAUUUGCGACCCGCCUUGUGAGAGAAAAACAACUUGUGAUCCAAAUCCAUGCAGAAAUGGAGGCAUAUGUGAGGAGACUCCCGCAGGUCCUGUGUGUCAUUGUCCUGAAAGCUUCAAGGGCCUCUACUGCGACUCUGCAUUUGCCGGUGAUUGCAUGUCAAACGCAUGUCAGCAAGAUCAAAUUUGCGGUGCAAGAGAAAAUGCUUCUGAAUGUGCGUGUGCAGAUGGUAAAGUGGUCCCAGCAUGCAAGAGAGAGCGGCGGAACGUGUGCAGGCCAUCACCGUGCCUCAAUAAUGCCACCUGUGUGUCCAGGGGACGUGAUUAUGUGUGCAGAUGUCUGCGGGGCUUUUCAGGGAAGAAUUGUGGAGAAGUAAUUGACUACUGCCGCCUGCUCAAUAUCAACUGUCUAAAUGAGGGAUUGUGUUUGAGUGUAAUUGCCGGAUAUCAGUGUAUCUGUUCACCAGGAUGGAUGGGAGAGUUUUGUCAAUACGUGAGCAAUGCCUGCCUGAUAAAACCCAACAGAUGCUUGAAUGGAGCCACGUGUAUUACAACAAGCCAGAUGUCAUCUCCUCCAGAGUACGUGUGCAAAUGCACAAACGGAUUCACAGGAACACACUGUGAGACGGAGAUCAACGAGUGUCACUCCAACCCCUGCCGGCACAAUGGCAUAUGCUUUGACCUGGUAGGACACUAUGAAUGCCAAUGUCCCACAGGUUUUCUUGGCAAGAAUUGUGAAUUGGACAUAGACGCUUGUGAACUAAACAGCCCAUGUCCACCAAAGACUCUGUGUGUGGAUCUCGCUGAUGGUCUAAAAUAUACCUGCCGUUUGCCCUGCCCUUCAAGCCUUCAGCCAUGUGCCAAUGGAGGCCGCUGUGUGUUGAAUAACGGCAAGAGCUACACCUGUAUCUGCAGGCCUGGCUGGUCGGGCCAUAACUGUCGCACAAAUGUCAAUGAUUGUGUUCAACAUUGGUGUCAAAAUGGUGCCACUUGUGUGGAUGAAAUUGACGGUUAUAGCUGCCUUUGUCCCAUUGGAUUCUCUGGCUCCUUCUGUGAAAAGGACGUUGAUUACUGUGUGGACCACAGCUGCUCUGAACAUGGGAUUUGCGUGGGUCAGCGGUGGAAUUUCACCUGUCGUUGCGCUCUUGGAUAUGAAGGGGCCCUGUGCGAACUGGAAACAAAUGAAUGUGACAUCUUGCCUUGUGCAAACGGGGCCACGUGUGAGGAUCUCGUCGGUGACUAUCGAUGCCACUGUUCCACGGGCUUUGAGGGAAGGAGAUGCAAAGAGAAUGUGAACGAUUGCUGGUCACAGCCUUGUCUCAAUAGUGGCUUGUGUAUGGAUCUGAUAAAUGACUACAUUUGUCAUUGUCCUCUUGGACACCACGGCAGUGACUGCUCCUCUUCUGUAAACCCAUGUGUGUCCAAUCUCUGUGACCCUGACGGGACUCUCCGCUGUGAAGGUCUUGCAAAUACCUACAUGUGUGUUUGUCAACGUGGCUUCACCGGGACACGCUGCGAAACGCCUAUCAACCAUUGUGUUGAUGGCCUGUGUCAAUAUGGAUCAACGUGCUUGGACCAUUGGAGAGGCUUCAAGUGUGAUUGUUUACCAGGUUGGACUGGUCGUUAUUGUGAGCUGAACAUAAAUGACUGUGAAAGCAAGCCCUGUGGUGUCUUGAGUGUUUGCAAAGACACUUUCAGUGGCUACGUUUGCUUCUGUGCGCCUGGUUUUAUCGGUGAUAACUGUGAGGUAGAAGUAAAUGUAUGCCUCAGCCAGCCUUGUAGAAAUGGCGGUUCCUGCGUUGAUGGUGUCGCUUCUUUCAGUUGCCUGUGCCCUUUUGGAUUUACAGGCAGUUACUGUGAAGUCAGCGCAGAUGAGUGCACGUCAUCUCCCUGCCUGAACAACGCCACUUGCGUGAACCACCCUCAUGGCCAUGGAUGCGUGUGCGCAUCUGGCUUUACAGGAACCCUCUGUGAGCUUCACAUUGAUGAGUGUGCUUCAUCACCCUGCAAGAAUGGAGCCACAUGCAUUGACCAACUCGGUAAUUACAUCUGCCAAUGUCUGGCUCCUUUUAAAGGUCCAAAUUGUGACUUGUUACCCUGUGAGGCCAGCAAUCCCUGUGAGAAUGGAGCCUUGUGUGUGGAAGAGUUGGAUGAGGACCAUUACCCUUUGGGGUUCCGGUGCCGCUGUCGCAGAGGAUUCACGGGCCCCCGCUGUGAAAUCAACGUGGAUGAGUGCAGCUCAAACCCAUGUGUCAAUGGAUUUUGCUAUGAUGUUGUAGAUGGCUUUUACUGCCUUUGCAGUCCUGGUUAUGCUGGCCUGCAAUGUGAGAAAGACAUUGACGACUGCAUGAACAAUCUGUGCAGUGGCGACUCAAUAUGUAAGGAUCUCCAUCUGAGUUACGAGUGUGUGUGUCACUCCGGUUGGGAAGGAAAGUACUGCCAACAAGAAAUUGAUGAAUGUUUGUCACAGCCCUGCAAAAACAAUGCCACCUGCACUGAAUUCAACGGCUACAAGUGUAUGUGCUCACCAGGCUGGACAGGUGCAGACUGCACUGAAGAAGUGAAUGAGUGUGAAUCUGGGCCUUGUCGAAAUGGAGCUCGGUGUCAGGAGUCACGUGUACCUGGGGAUUUCUUAUGCACCUGCCCCCCCUUUCUCAGCGGCCCAUCGUGCAACCAGCCUUACGACCCAUGUGAUCCCCUCAACAACCCCUGCCUGCACAACUCCACCUGCCUGACACGCUCCAAUGGAACGGCCUUCUGCAGAUGCCCAGCUGGAUUUGAAGGAAGCCGGUGUGAAACCGACACCAAUGAGUGCAGUUCGAAUCCUUGCCGAGACCACGGCGACUGUCUGGACCAGGUCAACGGGUACAGCUGUGUUUGUCGAAUGGGAUUUUCCGGCCUCCACUGCGAGCAAGACAUCAAUGAGUGCUCCUCACAGCCUUGCCUCAAUGGCGGAACUUGUCAAGACCUAGUGAACAAGUUUCAGUGCAGUUGUCCUCCUGGAUAUUUCGGAGCGCUCUGUGACCUGAGUGGGAACGAGUGUCAAGUUUCACCUUGCCAACAGGAGGGCACCUGUAUAAGCAGGCCCGAGGGCUUUGUAUGUGUCUGUCGCCCUGGAUACUCAGGGGCAUGGUGUGAAGUUAACAUUGACGAGUGCAUUUCAAUGCCUUGCCAAAAUGGCGGGACAUGUAUCGACGAAGCCGAUCAAUAUCACUGCGUGUGCCCCAACGGCUUCUUUGGCCCCGACUGUGAGACCAACAUUGACGAAUGCUUGUCGGCACCUUGUUUUCAAGGGAGCUGUCACGAUGGAAUCUCUUCCUACACGUGUCUUUGUGAGGCGGGAUGGAGCGGCGGCAGAUGUGAAGUAAACAUUGAUGACUGUGUGACCAAUCCCUGUUUGAAUGGUGCUACAUGUAUUGAUGGCGAAGGGUUCAACUUUACUUGCAGCUGUCCGCCAGGUUUCACGGGGGAUUUAUGUGAAGUGGAACUUAAUGAAUGUGGCUCAUCUCCUUGCCACAAUGAUGCCGUUUGCCAGGAUCUUAUUAAUAGCUACGUCUGCCACUGUCGGUCAGGUUGGACAGGCCUUCAGUGUGAGGAUGACAUUAAUGAGUGCCUUCCACAGCCCUGCAACCAGGGGAUAUGCGUUCAGGGUGAUCCAGGCUACGGCUACACCUGUUUCUGUCGUCCUGGAUUUGUGGGGAAGAACUGUGAGCACAACUAUGAUGAUUGCCUCUUAAAUCCAUGUCCAGAAGCAUAUUCUUGUGUAGAUGGCAUCAACAAGGUCACCUGCCUCCCUCCUGCAACGGAUGCUAUUCCCUUGGAGACUGCACUCAAGAACAUCACUCGCGGCUUUGCACCACGUGUGCAAACACCAACACUCAGCCCCUCGUCUACAGCUGCGCAAUCCACAGAUUCAAAAUAUCUCCAGUAUUUUGGAAAUUCUUACCUGGAGUUUGAAGGGAUCCACCUCAGCAUCAUCAACAAUGUAACUGUGAGAUUUCAGACGCAAGCAGACCGUGGAACUAUUAUUUAUGUGGGCCAAGGACCAGAUAAGAGAGAUUUCAUUUUCAUGGAACUCUUUGUCAUGGAUGGGACGCUACAGUAUGUCUUUUCCUGCAAUGGAGGGGAUGAUGGCGCUUGGAUUAACACACAAAUUCACGUUGAUGAUGGCCAAGUACACAUUGUCAACAUCAGACAACACCUGGCUCCUUGUGAGGCGGAAAUAUUUCUUUCCGGCCAUGAAAAAAUCAAAAGUGCAACAAGUAAUUGGAGGUUGGAACACAUGAUGCAAAGAACAAACCACAUCUUCAUUGGAGGUCUGCCACAACGGUACUUGGCCAUUCAGACUGCAAGACCUUUCUACAACUAUACCGGCUGCAUUGAAAUCCUUGAAUUUAACCAAGUCAGAAGUUUGCACACAUCUGAUGCGAUCACCAGCAGCAACAUUGGCACAUGCAGUGUCAACACAACCGGAGCUCCCGCUCAAGCAGCAGAACACUCCCAGCAUGAAAUUUGUGGUGAUGAUGUGUGCCACAAUGGGGGAACGUGUCAUGAGCUGCAACAACCUGCCAACGAAACGCCUUCCUGCCUCUGCCCGCUUCAUUUUACUGGAACAUUUUGUGAGAAAGAGUCCAAAGUGUACAUGCCAUCUUUUGAUGGCACAUCUUAUUUGGAGCUGCAACCCGUGACAUUAAUUCCUCAUUCCUCGGGCAUCGGCAAGAAUGCACCGCCCCCUGUCAAGGACACCACCGUUGUUCUCCAUUUGACUGUGAAAACUCGAUCUACACAAGGCACCCUCCUCUACACCCAGGAGCAGAAGUUUGGUGGCCACUUUGUUCAUGUGUUCCUUCAAGACGGAAACCCCGUUGCUGAGCUUGGAUGCGGCGGGAAAUAUGUCCUCAGUGUGGCCGCCAGCCAGACCAUCAACAUUAACAGAUGGAUGUCGGUGACAGUUCGAUACAAUCUGCCCACCAGCAAACAAGCAGGGUCAUGUAUGAUUGAAAUAGCAGUAAAUAAUGGCCCGGCUCAUCGUCUCCAGGAGUCUGUGUCACUGCCCAUGUCGGAGGGAACAUUUGGGCCGAUUUUUCUUGGGCUUGCAUCCUCCCGUUGGGAAUUGCAUGACGGUCUUGCAAAAGGAGGAUUUAUUGGAUGUAUCCGGCAACUUCAGGUCAACUCAAAGGAGAUUUUUCUGGUGGGUGAGGCCGUGAGAGGAAGGAACAUCAAGAACUGUGACCCACCUGUUUGCCAGCACCUUCCCUGUCGCAACGGAGGGACCUGUGUCAGCGAUGCAGAGGACUGGUUCUGCAAGUGCCCCCCACUUUACGCUGGCCAGCUGUGCCAGUUUAUGACCUGUGACCGCAACCCCUGCAGUCAUGGGGCAACAUGCAUGCCAAAGUCGCCACUGGAGGCAGUUUGUCUUUGUCCUUAUGGAAGACAAGGCCUACUUUGUGAGGAAGCCGUCAACAUCACACGAGCCAGAUUCAGUGGUACUGAUGAGUUUGGCUACACGUCUUUUGCGGCCUACUCCAACAUUCCGAAUCUCGGCUUUUUCUACGAGUUCCAGCUGAAGUUCACGCUGGCCAAUCACUCGUCUGCUUUGAAAGACAACCUGAUCCUGUUCGCUGGGCAGAAAGGACAAGGCACUGAUGGUGACGACUUCUUUGUUUUGGGUGUGCGGAAAGGGAGAGUCCUGCAUAAAUUCAAUCUCGGCUCAGGUAUAGCAACCAUCAUCUCGGAUCGACUGAACCUCCGCAUGGACAUCCACACUGUCACAUUUGGAAGGACCAACCAAACAGGAUGGCUGAAGGUUGAUGGACAAAGGAACAGAACGGGUUCAUCUCCAGGACCUCUGCGGGUCCUCGAUGCUGUCAAGCCACUCUUUGUAGGCGGAUAUAAUGAGUACAGCUCUGACCUGCUGCCACUUGGCUCCAGGUUCCAUCGCGGCUUUCAGGGGUGCAUUUUUGACAUGUACUUUCGAACAAGAAGAAAUGGAACAGUCCAAGAUCUGGGACAUCCCGCCUUUGGGCGAAGCGUGGGUCAAUGUGGAGUCAAUUUGUGUGUUCAUGUUCACUGCAGGAAUGGAGGAACAUGUGUGGACUCUGGUUCAUCCGUGUAUUGCCAAUGCCCUUUAGGAUGGAAGGGAGCGCUCUGUUCGGAGACGAUGUCAGUGUGCGAUGCCGCGCACGCUCCCCCGCCUCUGUGUGCCCACGGCUCCACCUGCAUCCCUCUUCCAAAUGGAUAUACCUGUCACUGCCCCCUGGGAACAGCAGGAGUCUACUGCGAGAAAGCUGUGAGCAUCAGUGAUCCAUUCUUCAGUGGAAAGCGCUCCUCCUGGAUGGCCUUCCCCCCAGUGAAUACAAGACAUCGGACUGUUUUACAAAUGCAGUUCCAACCUUUAUCACCUGGUGGCAUCCUUUUCUACAUUGCACAACAUCUUGGGGACAGACCUGGAGACUUCCUCUGCCUUUCUUUGAUGUCUGGCUUUGUCCAGCUGCGGUACAAUCUGGGGGAUGGUCCCCACGCCCUGCAGACUGUGACGAGAGUUGACCUGCAUGCGAGCAGCUGGCACACUGUGAAGGCGGGCCGGAUCGGUCAGCAGGGCUUCCUAAUUCUGGAUGGCAAGGAAGUUAGACGCAACGUGACCCAGGGGAUGAGCACACUCGAUGUUGCCACCAACAUCUUUGUCGGGGGCGUCUCCUCUCUGAGCUCUGUGGCCACGGACGCGAUCGAAGGGGAGCCAACGGGCUUCACUGGCAGCAUCAGAGAAAUGAUUCUAAACGGACUUGAGUUGGAGUUGACGGAAAAAGGGGCUCUUAGUGGCGCAAAUGUCGAGGACCGGGAUGGAAGUGACUGUGGGUACAAGGUGUGCCACAAUGGAGGUCAAUGCAAGGCAACGGGGAAGGACUCUAUCACGUGUGACUGCCCACCGUCAUGGACCGGCCCAACUUGUAAUCAGUCUUUAAGCUGUGUCAACAACAUCUGUAAACAUGGCUCCAUAUGCUCUCCCGCUAGUCAGACAACGUACACCUGCAUGUGCCCCCUCGGAUGGGGAGGAAAGUACUGCACCAGAGAGGUGCCGACAGACACUUUAAAGUUUGUCGGACGCUCUUACGUUAAAUACGUUGAUCUGAAAUACAGCAGGAGAAAUUUAAGAUCAACCCACGUUUCUUUUAUCUUCCUCACAAACACUAGCGACAGUCUAAUCAUGUGGAUGGGCAAAGGGGGCCAUGAAGAUGAGGACUUCCUGGCAGUGGGACUAGAGAAGGGAGGCCUUAAAGUUGCACUUAAUCUUGGGGAGAGGAUUUCCCUCCCGUCGACUUCAAAAAGUCAGACACUUUGCUGCAACAAAUGGCACCAUGUUUCCAUUUUAAUAAACAGCACGGUCAUUCAAGUCCAUUUGAACAAUAAGAGAAUCAUCCUGGAGGAUGUGGACCCACUUGGGAAAUACGUAGCCUUAAACUACGGGGGGCAGCUCUACUUUGGGGGAUUUGAAAUGUUCACAAAUGUAUCCGUCGUGACAUCUGGACUGUUUUCAGGGGGCUUUGAAGGAAAUCUCCGAAAUGUUUAUUUGUUUGACGAAGCCCUUCUGUUUUCAAAAAGCGACGAGGGCUUUAAUGUUCAUAACGGAAAUUAGUAGAAGGGGAAGUGGCUUUUGUGAGAAAGCGAAACACUCAGAUUUUUGAAUACAAUACAUGCUGAUUUAUAUAGCGCUUUCACAACAGCUGCAGAUGAUUUUAACUCUCUAGGAAUAUAGGCUUCAAAAUCUCAGAACAUUGAAGGAAUGUGUGUGUGUGUGUGUGUGUGUGUGUGUUGUGCUUUCUUGAGAUGUCACCUCACCAAAAAGACUAUGAUGGCAAAGGGUAAUGAUACUCAUCUUGGCCGCUCAUUCCGCUUGGAGCAAAACAGUUCACAAAUUAUCAGGCAAAUUAAGGCAAGUACUGGUAAAAACAAAUUCAUUUUUCCAAUCAGGUGCUGAAAUAAAAUGUACACAGUGGUAAACAUGACCCUGUCCCAGCUUUUUUGGAAUUCAGCCGUAAAAUUCUAAGCUAACGAUUAUUUGCUAAAAA
Molecule: messenger RNA, 9303 nt
Organism: Hippocampus comes (tiger tail seahorse)
Lineage: Eukaryota; Metazoa; Chordata; Actinopteri; Syngnathiformes; Syngnathidae
Gene: eys
Product: eyes shut homolog
Exons: 48
Coding region: 204-8870 (2888 amino acids)
Molecular function (GO): calcium ion binding
Source: RefSeq, a predicted model, not a curated record